AUGAUGAUCUUGGACAAAGGCGAGCGCGCAAUCGGAGAAAGUCUUUGGUCCUUUUUACGCCUACUACGCUCGGUUAUCACUGAUCCAAGCUUGCUCUGGAUUGACGCGAUCUGCAUCGAUCAGGCAAAUAUCCGUGAGCGUAAACAUCAAGUCGGACUCAUGCGGCAAAUCUACACAAGCGCCGCCAAGGUCUAUGUGUGGCUCGGACAAGAGGACGAGAAUAGCAACAUCGCGAUGCGGUUCGUGGCAGCGCAGGCUUCCAAGCCUCUCCGUCCAAGGGGUUCAGGGUACCAUUCCCUGUGGUCUAGACAGGAAGGCAAAGCACUUCACGCCCUGUGCGAUCGACGUUACUGGAGGCGUAUGUGGAUUAUACAAGAACUCCUCCAUGCUAACGAUAUCACCGUUUGGUGCGGCUCACUCAGCUUUUCGUGGGACGACUUAGAGAAACUCUAUCUCAAACUCAAGACUAUUGAAGAAUCUAAUUGGCUUGCGCACCACGAGUACCACUUGAUGGUCAUGCAGAGCUCCGCAGCCGUCAUGGUAUGGCAGCGAGCUCACUGGAGACACCCCGAUACCCCUGUUCCGAGCCUCCAGACCCUGGUCGAAAUCUUCCGGGACUGGCAAUGCACAGACCUCAGGGACAAGGUCUUUGCAUUAUCUGGUAUGGCAACGGAAGAAUCGACUCUGGAACGCGACUAUGCACUCACGACACGAGAGGUGUACUUUGCCGUUUUGCGGCACAUCGAGGGACCGCAGGAGCAGUUUCGCGCAUUACUUUCGCAAAUAUUCGGUCUCGCCGGUCUCGAAGUUGACUUGCCUGGACAAAACAUGGUUGAGUACAGCACACCGAGCGCCCAAAAGCUAGUGUUGAAAGCGAGGCAGAACGAUUGGACUGACGGUGUUGUGUAA
This is a messenger RNA of Fusarium fujikuroi IMI 58289, 909 nucleotides long. RefSeq lists its product as uncharacterized. The record is from RefSeq and is a predicted model, not a curated record. Bases 1 to 909 code for a protein of 302 amino acids. NCBI's taxonomy places the organism in Eukaryota, Fungi, Ascomycota, Sordariomycetes, Hypocreales, Nectriaceae. The transcript has 2 exons.